This is a messenger RNA of Phacochoerus africanus (Common warthog), 4659 nucleotides long. It is a transcript of the gene LARP1B, whose product is annotated as La ribonucleoprotein 1B. The transcript has 19 exons. Gene Ontology annotation, molecular function: RNA cap binding. The coding region runs from base 305 to 3652 and encodes 1115 amino acids. Gene Ontology annotation, biological process: mRNA stabilization; positive regulation of translation. Gene Ontology annotation, cellular component: cytoplasmic stress granule; cytosol. The record is from RefSeq and is a predicted model, not a curated record. Lineage: Eukaryota; Metazoa; Chordata; Mammalia; Artiodactyla; Suidae.
GCUCGCGGCUCCCGGCUGCGGCGCCCGGCGCGUGUUGGCAGCUUCGGGCUUGCGCCGCUGAGGCGGGCUGAACCAGCGGGCGGUUAGCGCCCCGUUCGACGCGGGGAGGGGCGGCACGCCGGGCGCUGCACCGCCUCUGCCGACGCGGGCGGCCGUGGCGGCGGCGGCGGCGGCGGCGGCUGUAGCCGGGCUCUCGGGUUCUCUGCCCCAGGCCGGAGCCAGUCGGUGUCCCGCCGGAGAGACGGGCAGCCGGGUUCCCUGGGCCCAGGCCCCCCCGGGCUGGGGCGGCUGGGGCAAGGGAACGAUGUCUGCUCGCGCCCCGGUGCCCGCCGCUCACCGUCGGGAGGAGCCGCCCGCGGCAGCUGCUGAGAGGGAGUCGCUGUCUGCCGCGGCGAGCCGACAGGCGGAGCAGCUGCCUGCGCUCGAACGGGAGGGCAAAGAGGCGGCGAGGGAGGAGCGGGCCCCGGCCGCCACCAGCGCGGGGGCGCGAGGAGAGCCGUCGCCGGCGCCAGUGCUGGGACGCAGCGUGCCCCAGGCGGCUGUGCCCGUGAAGCCUCUGGCGCUGCACCUGGCGCACAAGGCGCGAGGGCCAGGGGGCCCCUUCGGUGGGGAGCCGCCGCCACCGCUGUCCCGGGACCCACCGGCCAAGGAAGCCCGGGAGGAGGAGGUGGCGGCUGGCUCCGAGGAAAAGCUGCCGCCACCGCCGCUACCGCCGCCGCCGCCGAAGGAGAACCCCUGGACCAAAAAGCCUCCCCAGCACCUGUCCCCCGCCGGGACGGGGCUGCCGCCGCUUCCCCCACUGGAAACCCUGGAGGCAGAGCUCAGUUCCCCUAAAAUUAUAAAAGCAGGAAAACUCAAGACAAAGAAAUCCAACAAGGCUAGUGAUUUCAGUGAUAUGGCGAACUGGCCAACACCAAGUGAAUUAGUGAACACUGAAUGUCAGAGUAUCAUCAGCCAAGGAAAUAAGAAGCCACAAAAUAGAAAAGAAAAAGAAGACAAGGUUGAAAAGAGAAGUAACAGUGAAAGCAAAGAAAGCAGAGAAACAAAAUUAGAUGGUCCUGGUGAAAAUGUCAGUGAGGAUGAGGCUCAAUCAAGUAAUCAACGAAAGAGAGCUAAUAAGCACAAGUGGGUACCACUCCACUUAGAUGAUAUAAGACCAGACAGUCAAGAAAGACCAGGGUCCCGCAAUAGCUCAAGAUGUCAACCUGAAACAAAUAAAUCAUCGCAUAACAGUAGGAGAACUGAUACACGAAGUUGGAGGCGUGAAAGAGAAAAAAGAGAUGAUCAAGAUGAAGUUUCCAGUGUGAGAAGUGAGGGUGGUAAUAUCCGAGGUUCCUUUAGAGGCCGAGGAAGAGGCCGAGGACGGGGAAGAGGACGAGGCAGAGGAAAUCCUCGAUUGAACUUUGAUUAUGCAUAUGGUUAUCGAGAACAUGGUGAAAGGACUGAUCAACCAUUUCAAACAGAACUUAAUACCAGUAUGAUGUAUUACUAUGAUGAUGGUACGGGCAUUCAGGUGUAUCCUGUGGAAGAAGCAUUGCUUAAAGAGUAUAUCAAGCGUCAAAUUGAAUAUUAUUUCAGUAUAGAAAACUUGGAACGGGACUUCUUUCUGAGGAGAAAGAUGGAUAAGCAAGGUUUCUUACCUAUUUCCCUGAUUGCUGGUUUUCACCGUGUUCAAGCUCUCACUACAAACCUUAAUCUCAUUUUAGAGGCCCUGAAAGAUAGCACAGAAGUGGAAAUCGUGGAUGAGAAAAUGAGAAAAAAAAUAGAACCAGAAAAAUGGCCAAUUCCGGGUCCUCCUCCACGUAGCGUGCCGCAGACAGACUUUUCUCAACUGAUUGAUUGCCCAGAGUUCGUACCAGGCCAAGCCUUUUGUUCACAUACAGAGUCUGCCCCAAAUUCUCCAAGAAUUGGAAGUUCCCUGAGCCCAAAGAAAAAUGCUGAAACAAGAAAUCUUCAAGCAAUGUCUAGAGGUUUGUCUACCAGUUUACCUGACUUGGACUCAAAACCUUGGAUAGAAGUGAAGAGAAGACAUUGUCCAUCCCCAGUGAAACGGAAUGAAUCACCACCUCUACCUGAAGAGACAUCAAAUCAGUUAAAUCUUCCAGAUGAACAAGAACAAGAAGAACUUGAUUUUUUAUUUGAUGAAGAGAUGCAACAAAUAGAAGAGCGAGGAAACACAUUUACUAACUGGUCUGAUAAUGAUUCAGAUUAUGAAAUUGAUGACCAGGACUUAAAUAAGAUUUUGAUUAUAACUCAGACACCACCUUACUUGAGAAAACAUCCUGGAGGAGAUCAAACAGACAACCACAUAUCUUGGGCAAAAAUUACAUCUGAACUCGCUAAAGUUAUCAAUGAUGGUUUAUAUUAUUAUGAGCAGGAUCUAUGGAUGGAAGAAGAUGAAAACAAACACACAGCCGUAAAGCAAGAAGUUGAGAACUUUAAGAAGCUAAAUCUCAUUAGUAAAGAGCAAUUUGAAAACCUAACACCUGAACUUCCUUUUGAGCACCAAGAAGUUCCUGUAGCACCUUCACGGUCGAGGCAAGAUUUGACUGAUGAUUUAGCUCAGAAACUGUUUGAUGUUUCAGAAAUAUCUUCAGCAACAAUGGCCCAUUCAUUACCCACAGCAGUUCCAGAAGCUCCUAGAAUUUAUCCUGCAAGGACACCCAAAACACCUCGAACACCUAGAUUACAAGAUCCAAGCAAAACACCAAGAUUUUAUCCUGUGGUUAAAGAACCAAAACCCAUUGAUAUAAAGAGUCCAAGAAAGAGAAAAACAAGACAUAGUACAAAUCCCCCUCUAGAGUGCCAUGUUGGUUGGGUAAUGGAUUCCAGAGAUCACGGGCCAAGAACAUCUUCUGUCAGCAGUUCAAAUGCUUCACCUUCGGAAGGUGCACCACUAGUGGGAAGUUAUGGAUGUACUCCUCAUUCAUUUCCAAAGUUCCAGCACCCUUCUCAUGAGCUUUUGAAGGAAAACGGCUUUACCCAACAAGUGUACCACAAGUAUCGGAGAAGAUGCCUUAGUGAGAGAAAACGUUUGGGAAUUGGCCAGUCCCAAGAAAUGAAUACCCUCUUUCGUUUCUGGUCCUUUUUCCUCAGAGAUCAUUUCAAUAAAAAAAUGUAUGAGGAAUUUAGACAACUUGCUUGGGAAGAUGCAAAAGAAAAUUACAGGUAUGGAUUAGAAUGUCUGUUUAGGUUUUAUAGUUAUGGAUUGGAAAAAAAAUUCAGACCAGAAAUUUUUAAGGAUUUCCAAGAAGAAACCAAAAAAGACUUCAAAUCUGGUCAGCUGUAUGGAUUAGAAAAGUUUUGGGCUUAUCUAAAAUAUUCUCAAUCUAAGACACAGUCUGUUGACCCAGAACUCCAGGAAUAUCUCUGUAGCUUUAAACAAUUGGAAGACUUCCGUGUUGAUCCCCCUAUUGGUGAGGAAUUUGGAAGAAAAAGACAUUCAUCUACUUCUGGUGAGGAGAGUAAUCGUCGUAGACUUCCAUCUAAUUCCUCUGCAAAGCCACCAAAUGCCGCUAAGACUACACCUGCCAGUCAGCUCCAGGUCCCAAUAAACUCCCCCAGGAGGAAUGCUUCACAAGAGUCCAGCGACAAUUCACACUGGAACAGUGCUGCCUCAGUCUCAACAAAUGGUGAACUGCUUGAGAAAUAGACUCUUACAAAAAUUGUUUGCCCUUGAAAUCAACAUUUACAUCAGUAUUUAUUUGGGAAAAUCUCCUGAUGUUUAAUUGUGAUAAUCAGAAAAAAGAAAAAGGAAGAAAAAUGGUAGCAUUUUUUUCUAGCAAGAUAAAUUCUAAAAACGUUUUCCCUGAUUUCAUGAACAAGCAUAGUUUUGGUAAUCUUUUAUAGAGAUCCUCUAGUAAUGUAUUUUGGUCUCAGUAUUUCUUUUUCAAAGCCAUUGUAUAUAAGAACAGCAUUCCUUAAAUAUAAACAAAAACAACAUAAGGAAUGCCUAACAUUUCAGCUCAUACUUCUUAAAGAAGAUAUAGUAUGUUGUAUUCAUCUCUUCUAUAGAGCUUUCUUAAAAAAUCCAUUUACCCCACUAUCAAUUCAUAUUUGAACUUAACAAAAACAAAGAGAUUACGUAUAUACUUUUUAGAUUCAGAAAAAGAAUAUGAAAUGAUACAUUUACUUUUCUUUUAGAUGUAUAGUUUAAAGAAAACUUUUUUUUUUUUUUUUUUACAGAAGUAGAAAUAUAUUGCAGUUAUAUUGAAUUUUGGAUGUUAGGUUUGCUUCCCUGCCCACUCCCCACAAGUCUUACCUCAUGAUUUGCAUAAGUAUUGCUGUAUUGGUGUGGAGUGUUCUGAAUUGGCAUCAGCUGGUUACAUAUUAGGAGAGAUUCACUUUUUGUGAGCAUAUAAACCUGCACAGAUAAUUGAAAACUGAGUUGGGAUCGGUUGGAAUACUGUCCUAAAUUAAUUAAAUCUUGCACUAUUUUUAAUGCAUCUGCUGUUUAUACAUCUUCAGGUGUAUUAUCUCACAAGUAGAUUAUCUUCAAUUUAAAAGGAGUACAUAGUUUUUCCUUUUUGUGUCUCUUAGUUUUGUUUAAUGCUUGUAAGGUUUUCAAGAAACAAACUAACUUCUAAUUUUUAGUGCUGUUGCAACUGAUGUGAAUGAUAGUUUCAGUUUUUGUGGGGCUUAAAAUAAAGCACUUAUUCU